Molecule: messenger RNA, 1611 nt
Organism: Scedosporium apiospermum
Lineage: Eukaryota; Fungi; Ascomycota; Sordariomycetes; Microascales; Microascaceae
Exons: 4
Coding region: 1-1611 (536 amino acids)
Biological process (GO): transport
Molecular function (GO): transporter activity
Source: RefSeq, a predicted model, not a curated record
AUGAUCUCAAUCUCGACGACGUGUAAUUCGACUCUGGAAAAGCUCAGAAUUGAGCCCGGUACGGAGGACUUAAUUGUUGGGCCGUUGACGUUCCAUGACCUCGCUCUUAUUAUCAGUGGAGGAUGUGCCAUCAUUGCCAUUUUUCUCAGCCUAUAUCUGGCGUUUAUGCACGCCAUCAAUUACACAAAACCUAAUGAGCAAAGACACGUAAUCCGAAUCUUGUUCAUGGUCCCGGUUUAUUCGGUAUCAUGCUUCCUUCAGGUCUACUACUACUAUCAUGCCGUAUAUUUCCAAGUCAUAUCCGACUGUUACGAAGCCUUCGCCAUCGCGUCCUUCUUCGCCCUCAUGUGUAGUUACAUCGGCCCGGAUCUUCACGAACAAAAAGACUACUUCCGCGACAUGUAUCCGAUCAAGAGGUGGGUGUGGCCCGUCAACUGGUUUGCUGCGUGUUGCGGUGGCCAGCGCGGUCCGUGGAGGACGCCGAAGAGCGGCCUGACGUGGUUCAACAUCAACUGGAUUGGAAUUUACCACUACUGCGUGAUACGCGUUGCCAUGACUAUCACUGCCGUGGUGACUCAGUAUUUCGAUCGGUAUUGUGAAAGCUCCAACAGUCCGGCUUUUGCGCAUAUUUGGGUCCUCGCCAUCAAUUGCAUUGCUGUCUUUAUUGCAAUGUACUGCGUUAUCCAAUUCUAUGUUCAGAUGAAGGAGCCCCUCAAGGACCACAGGCCCUUCCUCAAAGUUCUAGCUAUCAAGCUCGUGGUCUUCUUUGCCUUUUGGCAAGUGACUUGUAUUUCUAUCGCGACGAGUGAGAAGUACAAGAUUUUCGAGCCCAAUUCUAUCAUCGCCUACCCCGAUAUCAAGGUCUCGAUCCCCGCGAUGCUCCUGUGUGUUGAGAUGGUCAUCUUCGCCAUCCUUCAUUUCUGGGCUUUCCCCUACGCGCCUUAUGUUCCAGGCGCGAAGACGACUUACUAUCCCCACCCCGAUACGCGCAAAUCCGGGCUCCUACCUGCUAGAGAGAAUGCGCACUCGCAGCCUUCGGGAGGGCCUCUUGGCAUCUGGGCCUUUUGCCAUGCGGCUAAUCUUUGGGACUACGUCAAGGCUUUCGGUCGCGGCAUGCGCUGGCUCUUCUGCGGUGUGAGGCACAGGAAGAAAGACCCGAGCUAUAAUACUAGAACUAUGAGUUCGCUCAACCUGGAGAACCUCUCUGUCCCCAAGAGCCGCCUUCGACCCGCCCGCAGCACCGAACAUCUACCCAUCGCCGACCAGUUCCGCCGCAGCAAACUUGGCCUUCCCCCCAUGGACGGAGAGCCCACGUCCGUGAACGAGGACGAACACGCGGGUCUCAUUUCGCACGCCCAACCUAAUCCGAUGAGCGCGCGCCAACCCACCCGCAACAUGGCCUCUCCCAUGGUCCCGCCGUCCCCGUAUCGAGACGGAGGUUACUCGCCUUCUCCAUACCACGACAUGAACCCAUCUCCACUCCCUUCUCCCUCCCCAUACUAUAGCCCCAACGCUAGGCUACCUGCCGGGGGGCCACAAGGCAACGUUUGGGAACCUAUCGAACCUAGAAGUCAACCACAGCCGCCGCGAGGCUACGGCUCAGCGUUCUAA